Molecule: messenger RNA, 3979 nt
Organism: Malania oleifera
Lineage: Eukaryota; Viridiplantae; Streptophyta; Magnoliopsida; Santalales; Ximeniaceae
Product: DNA-directed RNA polymerase III subunit 2
Exons: 38
Coding region: 163-3636 (1157 amino acids)
Biological process (GO): DNA-templated transcription
Cellular component (GO): RNA polymerase III complex
Molecular function (GO): DNA-directed RNA polymerase activity; DNA binding; ribonucleoside binding
Source: RefSeq, a predicted model, not a curated record
UUCCCUCCGUCUCUUCCAAACUCCCUCCCCUAAAGUGUUCGCAAGCCGCCUCCCCUUGCUUCUCUCCGUCUUUGCGUAGUCUGGCAGCCAACUCUCUCUUCAUUCGCACCAAAUAACUCGACACUGAUACGGAACUCUUUUUCGGAGUAGCUAGAAUCAAUCAUGACGGUCCUUGCUGAUCCUGUUGUCGAGGACAAAAAUAGGUCCUCUUCCAGCAAGAAAUCGACAAUCGACAUGCAAUUUCUCACUUCUCCGGUGAAAUCUGCUGUUGAUAAGUUCCAACUUCUUCCUGAGUUCUUGAAGGUGAGAGGGUUGGUGAAGCAACAUUUAGAUUCAUUUAAUUAUUUCGUUAAUACCCAAAUAAAGAAGAUUGUACGUGCCAAUGAUCGAAUAACGGCUAGUAGCGAUCCAAGUAUUUACCUCAGGUUUAAAGAUGUUAGAAUUGGUGAGCCAUCAGUUAUUGUGGAUGGUAUUAGUGAAAAACUAACUCCACAUACUUGUCGGCAAUCGGAUGUAACGUAUGCUGCUCCGAUAUACGUUGACAUAGAGUAUAUUCAUGGAAGUCAUGAUCAUAAAGUCAGAAAGAAUAGGAGUGAAAUUACAAUUGGAAGAAUGCCAAUAAUGUUACGGAGUUGCUGCUGUGUUUUAUAUGGAAAGGAUGAAGCUGAACUUGGAAGACUUGGUGAGUGCCCCCUUGAUCCUGGAGGAUACUUUGUCAUCAAGGGAACUGAGAAGGUGCUUCUAAUACAAGAACAACUUUCAAAGAAUAGAAUAAUCAUUGAUACUGAUAGUAAGGGAUGUGUAAAUGCAUCUGUUACAAGCAGCUCUGAGGCAACAAAAACCAAAACAGUUAUUCUUAUGGAAAAAGGGAGGAUACUCUUACAUCUUAAUCAGUUUGCGUCUAAGGUUCCUAUUAUGGUUGUUAUGAAAGCUAUGGGAAUGGAGAGUGAUCAGGAAGUUGUGCAGAUGGUUGGACGGGAUCCUAGAUACAGUGCCUUGCUUCUGCCUUCUAUUGAGGAAUGUGCAGAUAAGGGAAUAUAUACACAACACCAAGCCUUGGAGUUCCUUGAGACAAAGAUGAAGAAACCACUUUUUAGUGCUCCAUCUCAAAAGGAUGGCAGAGCCAUGUUUAUCCUUCGUGAUGUUUUUAUUGCUCAUGUCCCGGUGCUUCGAAAUAAUUUUCGCCCUAAAUGUAUUUACGUUGCUGUAAUGUUGAGACGAAUGUUGGAGGCAACUUUAAAUAAGGAUGCACUGGAUGACAAGGAUUAUGUGGGCAACAAACGCUUGGAGCUAUCUGGUCAGUUAAUUUCUCUUCUUUUUGAGGAUUUGUUCAAGACGAUGAUUAGUGAGGUGAGGAAAACAGCAGAUGCCAUCCUAGCAAAGCCGAGCCGUUCUAGCCCUUUUGACUUUUCCACUUGUCUAAUGAAAGCAUCAGAUAAUGUUACAUUUGGGUUGGAAAGAACGCUUUCCACUGGAAAUUUUGAUAUCAAACGGUUCAGAAUGAGCAGGAAAGGCAUGACACAGGUGUUAGUAAGGCUAUCUUUUAUAGGGUCAUUGGGCAACAUGACAAAAGUUCAACCACAAUUUGAGAAGUCCAGGAAAGUAAGUGGUCCCAGAGCAUUGCAACCCAGCCAGUGGGGCAUGCUUUGUCCUUGCGAUACUCCAGAAGGUGAAGCUUGUGGAUUGGUGAAAAACUUGGCUCUAAUGACUCAUGUUACCACUGAUGAAGAAGAGGGGCCAUUAGUUUCUCUAUGUUACUGUCUAGGUGUUGAAGACUUAGAACUACUUUCUGGGGAAGAGAUUCAUGCGCCAAAUUCAUUUCUGAUCUUUUUUAACGGGCUCAUACUUGGAAAACAUAGGAGGCCACAGUAUUUUGCUAAUGCAUUGAGGAGGCUGCGAAGAGCUGGUAAAGUUGGUGAGUUUGUGUCUGUCUUCGUAAAUGAGAAGCAGCGAUGUGUUUACAUUGCUUCAGAUGGUGGUCGCGUUUGCCGGCCACUUGUUAUUGCUGACAAGGGUAUAUCGAGAAUCAAAGAACACCAUAUGAAGGAGUUGCUGGAUGGAGUCCGCACCUUUGAUGAUUUUGUACGUGAGGGGCUGAUCGAAUAUCUUGAUGUUAAUGAGGAAAACAAUGCUUUGAUAGCUUUAUAUGAGGGUGAGGCCACUUCAGAAACGACACAUAUCGAGAUAGAGCCCUUCACCAUCUUAGGUGUUUGUGCAGGGCUGAUACCUUUUCCUCAUCAUAACCAAUCACCUAGAAAUACAUAUCAGUGUGCUAUGGGAAAGCAAGCUAUGGGGAAUAUAGCAUAUAACCAGCUAUGCCGGAUGGACUCAUUGCUUUAUCUAUUAGUGUAUCCUCAACGGCCAUUAUUGACAACAAGGACAAUUGAACUGGUUGGAUAUGACAAGCUUGGGGCAGGGCAGAAUGCAACUGUUGCUGUAAUGAGUUAUACUGGCUAUGACAUAGAGGAUGCAAUUGUCAUGAACAAAUCAUCUCUUGAUCGUGGAUUUGGACGUUGUAUUGUGAUGAAAAAGUAUUCUGCUAUUAAUCAGAAGUAUGAAAAUAAGACCUCAGACAGAAUAGUUAGGCCCAGAAGAUCAGGUCUUGAUGCAGAAAGGAUGCAGAUUUUGGAUGAUGAUGGGCUUGCAGCUCCUGGGGAGAUCAUUAGAAAAGGUGAUAUAUAUGUCAAUAGAGAGUCCCCGGUCAUUACAAGAGGGGAGACAAUUUCUCCAAUGGGUUUACCAGAUAGUGCAUAUAAACCCAGCAGACAAACAUUCAAGGGUGCUGAAGGGCAGACAUGUGUCGUGGAUCGAGUUGCUUUGUGCUCUGAUAGGAAUAGUAAUUUGUGCAUUAAAUUUUUAAUUCGUGAAACUCGCAGACCAGAGCUUGGAGACAAAUUUAGUAGCAGACAUGGACAGAAAGGUGUUUGUGGGACCAUUAUCCAACAGGAAGAUUUCCCAUUUUCUGAACGAGGGAUUUGCCCUGAUUUGAUUAUGAAUCCUCAUGGAUUUCCAAGUCGUAUGACAGUUGGCAAGAUGAUAGAGCUUCUUGGUGGCAAAGCUGGAGUUUCUAGUGGUAGGUUUCAUUAUGGAAGUGCUUUUGGGGAGCCAAGUGGUCAUGCAGAUAGAGUUGAAACCAUAAGCAAAACACUUGUUGAGCAUGGAUUUAGCUAUAAUGGCAAGGAUUUCAUUUAUUCAGGUAUCACAGGCUCUCCGCUGCAAGCAUAUAUUUUCAUGGGUCCAAUUUACUACCAAAAACUAAAGCAUAUGGUUCUAGAUAAAAUGCAUGCUCGAGCUAGUGGACCUCACACUUUACUAACCAGGCAGCCUACCGAAGGAAGAGCUCGGAAUGGAGGAUUACGAGUUGGUGAAAUGGAACGUGAUUGCUUAAUUGCGUAUGGUGCUAGCAUGUUGGCGCUUGAGCGCUUAAUGAUCUCUAGUGAUCCUUUUGAGGUUCAGGUUUGCAGAGAGUGUGGUUUGUUAGGAUACUAUAACCAUAAGCUGAAAACUGGCAUUUGUUCCUUGUGCAAGAAUGGAAAUAAUAUUUCUACCAUGAAACUACCAUAUGCAUGCAAGCUUCUACUCCAGGAACUCCAAUCCAUGAAUAUUGUCCCUCGCUUGAAGUUAACUGAGGCAUGACCUAAUGCUCAUGUUUAGCUAUUCUUUUCUAUGGUGGGAUAAUAUGGAACUGCCUCAUGAGCUUGGCAUGCUAAUAUUCCCUCCAAACCAUUCUUUUUGGUUCCCAAAUUUCUAUUUGAACUGCUAGUGUUGCAGCAAAAAAAUUUUGCCCCAAUGAAUUGCAGAAACAGCCUCAAGUUUUAGCCAACUGGGGCCUUGUAUAUUCGUUUUUUAGGUAUAAGGAAUGUAAUAUGAGAGAGAGAGUGGUUUUGGCAUUCACUUCAUACGAAUAAAAUUGUUUCUUAAUCAGUGAUGGCUUUUGAAAUAAGUUGGCAGGAAUGAUCCCAAUGAAUGAUUUUAAUCC